AAAACAACAAAAGUUCUAAAAAUCAAAAGGUCAGAUUUUAUAAAAAUAAUAAAAAAUAAUUAAGAAGAAUUUUAGAAUUUUUGUCAAACGAAAGACCAAAUCCUAUUAUACAACGAUUUCUCAGAUAUCUAGCUCAAGUGUAAAUUCUGUUAAAAAUUUACACAUCUAACAAAAGAUUGUUAAAUAAUAAACUUGAAUCAAAAAUCAUUUCUAUAACGAAUUAAAAUAAAUGAGUAGACAAUUUAGCAAAGAAGAAGUUUCAAAAGAAAACUAGUAUUUCACCAUAACUCUUUAAACAAUUUAAGUAUGAAUUAAAUGCUGGCGUUUAAAUAUUAAUUUAAUAACGAUAAUGAUAACUUAAAAGAAAUGGAUUUGCAAGAAUAUCUAGAAUUUAGUUGGUCUGAAAAUUAAUCAUAGGAUGUUUCUUAGUAUUAGGAUUAAGUAAAAGAAGUGUAAGAUUAAUAUUUUGAGGAAUACCUACUUUAGAAAGAGUUAGAAGCUUGCAAUAAAACUUAUGGAUCUUACUUGAAAAGUGAAAUACUAAGCUAAUAAGCAAAAAAUAGAUCUAGCAUACAAAGUACAAAAGUAGUGCCACUGUCUGUUCAUGAAUUUGAUGAUCUCUAAGGUCUAGAGAAAAAAUUUAACAAAAUGGGAACUUUAGAUAGACCAAAUCUAUAGCAAUGUGAGCCAACACAACAUAUAACUACAAAAGAAAAUUAAAAAUCUUUAAUGGAUCUUGAUGGAGUUAAAAAAGGAAAAGAAAAUAAUGAAUCCUCUCAAGUGGAACAAAAUGAAGAUGUAUUUACAAAUACGAAGGCCUCUUAACACAUGAAAUAAACCAGAGGUAACAGUUUAUCCAAAAUAUUUUUGGAAAUUGACAAUCCCAGCGAAUAUGGAAGGUUAAGUUAAAAAAAGAAGUCAUAACAUGAGUUGACAAAUAAAAAUAUUGACCAACAAAAACAAUCAAAUCUUAACACUCCGUGUGGAUUAUCAAUAAAAACCACAAAUAGAAAUACCUUUAUAUAAGUUAAAAGUGAUGUUAUUAUUACAAAUAACUAUUAUUGGCAGUUUGAUAAACUGAAAAAUUAUUAAAAUUACUAUUCAAAAGGAAAUUCAAAUUUUGUGCUAGAUUAGUUCAACAAAAUACUCUAAAAAAAUAAAAAAAAUUCAAAAGUAAAAAAUUUAUGA
Molecule: messenger RNA, 1188 nt
Organism: Tetrahymena thermophila SB210
Lineage: Eukaryota; Ciliophora; Oligohymenophorea; Hymenostomatida; Tetrahymenidae
Exons: 2
Source: RefSeq, a predicted model, not a curated record